Helianthus annuus (common sunflower) is the source of this 609-nucleotide messenger RNA. RefSeq lists its product as uncharacterized. The record is from RefSeq and is a predicted model, not a curated record. The coding region runs from base 58 to 510 and encodes 150 amino acids. Gene Ontology annotation, biological process: proteolysis. Lineage: Eukaryota; Viridiplantae; Streptophyta; Magnoliopsida; Asterales; Asteraceae. The transcript is spliced from 4 exons. Gene Ontology annotation, molecular function: cysteine-type peptidase activity.
AAGGAUAAAAAAGGCAACCGAUGCGCCUUUUUAAAUGUGAACACAAUCACAGGUGAUAUGUGCAAAAGAAAUCCUAGAGAGGUUGAAGAUCACAUUUUAAGUUUAGCGACUCAUCAUAUCGAUAAAGAUUUCAUUCUUGCACCGCAUUUGGCUGACGACCAUUGGUCUUUGUUCAUCAUCGCCCAACACACAAGACAUGUGUAUAUUUUGGAUUCAACAAAGAUAAAAGGCGAAAAGAAUGCUUCUAACUAUCGUCUUUCAAGCCUAAUUGCUACCGCCUUAGGAUCCGAGUUCAACUACACAAUGGUUGAUUGUAAGCAACAAAAGGGUGGAUGGGAAUGCGGCUACAUGGUUCUCCAACAUAUGUUUGACUUUGUCAAUUUGUAUCAAAACCAGUUUCCCGAUGAAAUGUGGCACGACACGAGAGAGGCAACGGAUAAUGAGAUAGAUGUUUUGUUGAUGACGUUGAUGCCGAAGUUUUUUAGGGAGUUAGGUAUUUCGUUAGAUUAGCGUAUGUAGUUUAUUUAUGCAAUAUAACGUAGCUUGUUAUGUAUUCACAAAUGAUUGUAAUUUGACGGUUUAUUUCCGAAUUGGAUGUCUACGGGUUUA